CCCUUCCCUUCCUAAAGGAGCAAGCCACCCCUGCUCUAUUGGAGACAAGCAGGAAGCCCGAUUGGAUAACCAAGAGACCCCCGACCCGAAAUCCACCCGAAAAGCCACGUUUUCAGGAACUUUUGCCCUUUGGAGGGUGGUUGGAAGAAAAGAUUUCCCGACCAGGAAGGAAGAAGUUUGCUCUGCUGCUACUAAUCGACCUUGCAUGAAAAUGUUCAGCCUUUGUCUUUGGUAAAAGUAAAAUUGGAGAACACCAUGGAUCCUUUGUACAUACCCACCACAUUUCCAGAUGCUAAUGUCUCCUUUUUAACAAAUGCAACAGUUAUGGAUUUUUCUGCCUCCUCCAGUAUCCACUCUGCCUUCAUUCCAAUUAUUUACCUUCUGGUUUGUGUUAUUGGACUGAGUGGGAACACCUUGGUCAUCUAUGUGGUUUUGCGUUAUGCCAAAAUGAAGACUGUGACCAACAUUUACAUUCUAAAUUUAGCCAUUGCUGAUGUACUCUUCAUGUUGGGCUUGCCAUUCCUAGCUACCCAGAAUGCCAUCUCCUAUUGGCCCUUUGGGACAUUCAUGUGUAGGUUAGUGACUGCUUUUGAUGGCAUUAACCAAUUCACCAGCAUCUUUUGCCUGACUGUCAUGAGCCUGGACCGCUAUCUUGCAGUUGUCCAUCCUAUUAAAUCUACUAAGUGGCGCCAGCCAAGGAUAGCCAAAUUGAUCAGCAUGGCAGUCUGGACUUUAUCCUUUUUGGUGGUCCUUCCCAUGAUUAUAUUUGCUGAUGUCCAGGAAGAUUUUCAUACAUGCAACAUGAGCUGGCCUGAUCCAGUUGAGAUAUGGUCAGCUGUGUUCAUCAUAUAUACAUCUGUGUUGGGUUUCUUUGGUCCGUUGCUGGUGAUAUGCCUCUGCUAUUUGUUGAUUGUCAUUAAAGUGAAAUCAUCUGGGAUCCGAGUUGGCUCUACAAGACGCCGGCGGUCCGAGCGGAAAGUGACCAGAAUGGUGGUCAUCAUAGUUGUGGUCUUUGUUUUCUGCUGGCUCCCCUUCUACAUUGUGAAUAUUGUCAACUUGAUAUUCAUCUUGCCAGAGGAACCAGUCUUGGUGGGCGUUUUCUCCUUUGUGGUAGUUCUGUCUUACGCCAACAGCUGUGCCAAUCCCAUACUUUAUGGAUUUCUUUCAGAAAAUUUCAAGCAGAGCUUUCAGAAGGUCCUGUGCCUCCAUCAAGGCAAUAGCAUUGAAGAUGGUGACCCCACCGAACUCCAGCAGGAGAAGAGUAGCCACCUGAAGGAUACAAUACUGCCUCAGAGGAAUGAUGAAUCCAAUGGUCACAUGCUGACUAGCAAGGUGUAGAAAGUCUGUGACUUCAAGAAAGCUGUAUCUUAAUUGAAGCACAUUAUGACAGUGCAUACUGCAAGUGGACCAGGCCAGGAGAAGGUGGUCGCCUCAUCUUCAUGCUUAAUGUACAGAGAUUUUCUUUCCCAGCCCUUUGUUCCUAUGUUCACCCUGGCAUUCUGGGUGUCAUGAAAAGCUUCAGAAAUGGUAACCCAAAA
Candoia aspera is the source of this 1538-nucleotide messenger RNA. It is a transcript of the gene SSTR5, whose product is annotated as somatostatin receptor 5. Gene Ontology annotation, molecular function: neuropeptide binding; somatostatin receptor activity. Bases 256 to 1338 code for a protein of 360 amino acids. The transcript has 2 exons. Lineage: Eukaryota; Metazoa; Chordata; Lepidosauria; Squamata; Candoiidae. The record is from RefSeq and is a predicted model, not a curated record. Gene Ontology annotation, cellular component: plasma membrane; neuron projection. Gene Ontology annotation, biological process: cellular response to glucocorticoid stimulus; regulation of insulin secretion; neuropeptide signaling pathway.